Cheilinus undulatus (humphead wrasse) is the source of this 4808-nucleotide messenger RNA. RefSeq names its product protocadherin 18a (gene pcdh18a). Lineage: Eukaryota; Metazoa; Chordata; Actinopteri; Labriformes; Labridae. Gene Ontology annotation, biological process: homophilic cell-cell adhesion. The record is from RefSeq and is a predicted model, not a curated record. The transcript is spliced from 4 exons. The coding region runs from base 425 to 4006 and encodes 1193 amino acids. Gene Ontology annotation, cellular component: plasma membrane. Gene Ontology annotation, molecular function: calcium ion binding.
GGCCGGGGCUGAUGUACUACUAGUUGGUUAGAGGCGGGUUAUUUUGGGCAAGUCUGUGUGCACGCACCUCAAACGGAGAGAGGGAGCGAAAGAGAGCGCACGGCGCACAGACCAGACAGAGCGAGGAGAGGGAGAAAAGCGCACAGAUUUCAGUGGCAUCAAGCUGAUUCUCUCGCACACUGGAUGCGUGCAACAGAUCCGCAGAAGAGGGACUAUUGGAGACACAUUUGGAUGCUUUUACGGACACUAGUGCAACUUAUAUCACAUUUCAUUUAACAGAUUUUGUUUUCUUUUUUUCCCUCCUGCUCCACCGAGAAAGCGAUGCAUGAGCUGAUUAGGGGAGGACAGCUCUUAGUAAGUUACAGCAAGGAUUAACCUGCACUGCCUUUGAGAGCAUUUGGGAUCUGUUUGUUGCUGAAACAAAAUGCAAGCUGGGAAAAUGAAAGGACUACUCUUGACAAGAUUGUGGAAAGUUUUGGCUGUGUUGGUGCUGGCAACACAACACGUCUACGGUAAGACACUGAAAUAUCAGAUCUAUGAGGAGCAGAAGGUUGGCACAGUCAUCGCCCGUUUGAGAGACGAUGUGGCUGAUGUUGUGGCUAAACUUCCAAGCUCAGUGUCGCUCCGCUUCAGAGCAAUGCAACGAGGGAGUUCGUCUUUCCUCACGGUGCGCGAGCAGGACGGCGAAAUCAGCAUCAGGACCAAAAUCGACCGUGAGAAACUCUGCGAAAAGAACCUCAACUGUUCUAUCCAAUUUGACGUGCUGACACUCCCUACAGAGCACCUGCAGCUCUUUCAUGUGGAGGUGGAAGUGUUGGACAUUAACGACAACGCACCCCAGUUCGCCCGAGCCGUCAUCCCCAUUGAGAUUUCAGAGAGCGCGGCCGUGGGAGCGCGCAUUCCCCUGGACAGUGCCACAGACCCCGACGUCGGGGAAAACUCACUCUACACAUAUGCCUUAGAGCCCAACAACUUCUUCAAGAUUGACAUCCAAUCAAGGACUGAUGGUGCCAAAUACGCAGAGCUUGUGGUGCUCAGGGAGCUGGACCGUGAGGUGCGCUCUAGUUAUGAACUUCAGUACACGGCCUCUGACAGGGGCGUUCCCCCGAGAACGGGUUCAACCCUCCUCAAAAUCAGUGUUGCGGACUCAAAUGACAACAGCCCAGUUUUUGACAAGUCGUCAUAUGUCAUAAAUCUCCCAGAAAAUUCACCUGUUGGCACUCUACUCAUUGACCUAAACGCCACUGACGCGGAUGACGGGACCAACGCCAAAAUAGUCUACUCCUUCAGCAGUCACGUGUCCCCCAAAAUAAUGGAGACAUUCAAAAUUAACCCUGACAGCGGCCGCCUGACUCUCAUCAGGCGAGUGGACUAUGAAACUGUUAACUCCUACGAUAUUGAUGUUCAAGCACAAGACAUGGGUCCAAACUCCAUGCCAGCCCACUGCAAGAUCCUGGUCAAAGUGGUAGAUGUGAACGACAAUAAACCAGACAUCAGCAUCAACCUCAUGUCUUCUCAGGGGAAUGGUGACGCAGCUUAUAUAUCUGAGGCUUCUCCUUUGGACACUUUUGUUGCUUUGGUGAGGGUGGAGGACUUGGACUCCGCAUUAAAUGGAGAGGUAGAGUGUAAACUUCAUGGUCAAGGAUAUUUCAAACUGCAAAAGACGUAUGAAAACAACUACAUGAUUUUAACAAACGUGUCUUUGGAUCGAGAGAAGAGGUCAGAGUUCAGCCUGACAGUUGUGGCAGAAGACAAGGGGACCCCAAGUCUCUCGACUGUCAAACAUUUUACUGUGCAUGUAACUGAUGAGAAUGACAACCCACCACGCUUUGAGAAGGGGAGAUACGAGAUUUUUAAAUCAGAGAACAAUGCCCCAGGAGCAUAUCUGACCUCCAUCUUGGCUACUGACCCAGAUCUUGAUGCCAAUGGACAGGUGAGCUACUCUAUUCUGGAAAACUCAGUUCACGGUAGCUCUAUUUCAACCUAUGUCACCAUUGACCCCUCUAAUGGUGCCAUGUACGCCCUGCGAACAUUUGAUCGUGAGGAUGUGAGUCGUAUCUCCUUUGUUGUUCAAGCUAAAGAUGCAGGGAAACCACCACUGCUCAGCAAUGCCACAGUUAUUCUGAAUAUUCUGGAUGAGAAUGACAAUCCUCCAGUCAUUGUUGUCCCCCAGCUGUGGAACUUCACCGCUGAUGUGCCUGCAUCAAAGUUCACUGAGGCUGGACAAUUGGUAACCAUGAUCAGGGCAACUGAUCGUGACACAGGGGUCAACGCUGAGCUCAUCUGCUCCAUUGUUAGUGGCAACGAGGAGGGCUUCUUUCUUAUUGACCCAAGAACAUGCGAGAUCCAUGCUAACGCAAGUCUGGAGAACUUCCCCCAUGAGCACGCUGAGUUGACGAUUGUAGUACGAGAUCAGGGAAGGGAGAGCCUCAGUGCUAAGGCGGUGCUUAAACUCACUCUCUAUGAGAACUUGGAGAACCAUGUUCAGGUAAUGGAUCAGGGAGAGUCAGCCUUUGAUGUAUCCCUGAUUAUCAUUAUCUCCCUGGGAGCUAUCUGUGCUGUGCUUCUGGUCAUCAUGGGGGUGUUUGCAGGUCGCAGUAAGCGGGAGAAGAAAGACAGCAGAAACUCUUACAACUGCCGGGUGGCUGAGUCGACCCACCAGCAUCAUCCCAAGAAGCCCUCACGCCAAAUCCACAAAGGUGAUAUCACCCUAGUUCCAACUGUGAAUGGCACCCUGCCAAUCAGAGCCCACCACAGAUCACCUUCAGCUACACCUCCCAUGGAUCGGGCUCAGAUUGGUAGCCGGCAGAAUCAUCACAGCCGCCAGUCUCUAAACAGCCUAGUGACCAUCUCGUCCAAUCACAUUCCAGAGAGCUUUGCACUGGAACUGGCACAUGCAACUCCCCCAGUGGAGCAAGUCUCACAGCUUCUGUCCAUGCUCCAUCAGGGCCAGUACCAGCCCAGACCCAGUUUCCGUGGCAACAAAUACUCCCGCAGCUACAGGUAUGCAUUACAAGACAUGGACAAGUUCAGCCUGAAGGACAGUGGCCGUGGGGACAGCGAGGCGGGGGACAGUGACUGUGACAUGGGGCGGGAAUCCCCCGUGGACAGACUGCUGCUGGGGGAAGGCUUUUCUGAUCUGAUACAACUUGAAAUGCAUCAUCGACUUCACCCAGCCAUGAGACUGUGCACAGAUGAAUGUCGUAUCCUGGGACACUCUGACCAGUGCUGGAUGCCCCCCCUCUCUUCACCCGCUUCUUCCUCUGACUAUCGUAACAACAUGUACAUCCCUGGGGAGGAGUCCACACAGCAGCCCCAGGUGACUGACGAUGACCAGUCCUCAGUUGACUCGGAGCGCCGGAAGAGCUUCUCCACUUUUGGCAAAGAGUCUGGGAGUGAAGAGGCAGGGGCUGGGGGAGUUGUUGCUGGAGGAGGAAGUGAUGUUUGUGCAUCUGGAGGAGGGGCUGGCUCCCUCCUGACAGAGAUGAACUCUGUAUUCCAACGCCUCCUUCCCCCUAAUAUGGACUCAUACACAGAGUGCACUGAAACAAGCCCACCUUCAUCCUCAUCAAACAGUGACAGAGGAAGCGGGCGUAGUGGAAACAUUGCUGGUAACCAUAGUAACAAUGCUGUUCCUCAGGACAACCGAAGAGGGUUGCUGCCAGGGGGAAAAGGUUCAGCUUACCCCCCAGGUGUGGCUGCAUGGGCAGCCAAUACCCACUAUUUAAAUCCUGGGAAUGGAUCUGUGGCAGCCAAUCAUGUUUCCUCAUCUUCACCUUCAUCCACCUCCACUUCCACCUCCACCAAUGGACAGCAACCACACCUAAAAUGGCUGCCAGCAAUGGAGGAAAUACCAGAGAAUUAUGAAGAGGAUGACUUUGAAGGUGUCUUUCAUCAGGGUCACCAGGGUGCCAAGCGCAGCGAGAGCCGCCAUGAGACCAAUAUGGAUGCUAGUGAGCUGGUUCAUGAGAUCAACAAACUGCUGCAGGAUGUCCGACAGAACUAGAGAGAAAAAAAAAAGUGGAAGGAAGGCAUGGUUUCACAUUUCACAUCAUCUUGGCAACUGCUUGUUCCAUGUGCCAAUAUAUAUAAACUUUAUGAUGACUGUUUCUUGUUCACUGUAAUGCUCAUCUUGUACAUUUUACCGAAUAUCCUCUUCAGUGCUGAGAGACUGAGAGAAAGUAAAAUAAGGCACUGAAGAUGUGAUUGAGGUGACUUAAAGGCAUCAAAGAGAGUGCUCGAAGAACAGAUUGCUCAGUUGUUAUUACUGUCUCUCUGAAAGUUGCUUGAGAGAUUUCAAAAGGAAAUUCACCAAUGAAAACUGUACUCCUUUCUUCAUUUGUAAUGUUUACAGCAGCGUGAACAGGCUCCACAGGGAGGGAACCAACAGUUGUGUGAUCUGAUUUCUGCUUUUACAGUGUACGAUAUGUACAGUGUCUGUGGAAAAAGGCAAACUCACUUGAAUAUUGUGCUAUGUCUCCUGUUUUGUUAAAAUGGAAUGUAACUGUACAAUUUGACCUUUGUAUUUUAAAAAUACACUCUUUUUUACUUCUAUAUAUUUAUAUGUGUCCAUGUAUGUUUGUACAGAAAAGAAAACAAAUGUCUAUUUUUUAUAUUUGUCACUGCAUGUCUUAAUAUUACUUAAUGUGUUCUUUUUUCAUCUGCUCUGUUUAUUUUAUAAAACAAUUGUAUUUAAUUUUGUUAUUGGACGUAUGUGCGUAUCAGAAUAAUCACAUUCCAAUGCGGUUCCAUGUUGGAAGUUGGUUUUGUAUGGUGACACUGUGACCAUUAGAUGACAAAUAAAGUUG